Messenger RNA from Chara braunii, 1376 nucleotides. The record is from the annotation of a GenBank genome assembly. NCBI's taxonomy places the organism in Eukaryota, Viridiplantae, Streptophyta, Charophyceae, Charales, Characeae.
AAUUGAAGGUCUGAAGAAAGAGUUUGAGGAAGGAGGUCUAGUACUGGGAGUACCAGAUGAUGCGACGGUGAUGACCAGACCUUUCAUUGUGGAAACGGACGCAGGGUCGACUGCUUUAAGAGGUGUGUUGAUUCAAAGAGAUCUCAAUGGAGAAGAGCGACCGCUAAGAUACUACCUCUUUGGCAGCAGGUUUGUGUUGAGGGUGGACCCUACUACUCUAGCUGGGUCCCUCAAGAACUUCGCUCCUUCAUAUCCGACCAUCGCCAGAUGGCUAACGUACAUCAGGAUAUUCGACUUCGAGUUGGAGCGAAUUCCGAAGAACAAGAAUAGAGCGGACGGGCUGAGUCGAGUCGACUGGGACAAGAACAACCAAGGACUGAUCGAGGAUACUCCACCAGUCAACGGGUUCCUGAACAGUGAGGAGGAUGUGAGACUUCACAUCAACUCCUGGUCAUUGACCGUGGGUAACUAUGUUACUCCUGGGCGACCUGUGUGGCUUGCGCCACCAGGGCACAUACGACGACCAGACCUAGUCCUCAAACCCUAUGUAGAAGAAGACUCUCGGGGAAUGUCAGGCGUGGAUUGGAUGAUGGAGUUGGCUUUAGCAGGCAAAUACCAGCUACAUGAGGACUUGCUCACGAUUGACUAUAGGGCGCUGCAGGUGGGCAAGCACGAGAAAGUGAUAGGUAGGGUGUAUCUGUUGGCAAAUGCGCUGCUGCAGGAAGAGGCGGUCAGGAAUACGGUGCUAGAUCAGGAAGAGGUGGUAGAGCAGGAAGAGGGUGAUAAUGUGAUUCACGAAAGAGAAGACGUCGAUUUUGAAGAGGGAGAGAUUAAGGAAGCGUUUCUAGCAGAGGAAUAUGAAGGAGUAUACCUUGAACUCGGAAUGCUUCUGUCAUGUGAAAUGAGGGAAAGGGACGUUUGCGGAAGAGUUCUGAAGAUGAGGCCAAGCUUUCUAGUAAGGGAUGGCCAUUUGUUCAUGAGAAGCAAAAGGAAGGCUCCCAGAAGAGUAGUCAGCGGCGUCGCUCGCCAGAUUGACGUUAUGGCAACACUACACGAUGGUACGGGGGGUGGCCACAGAAGCACUGAUACGACUCACCUCAAGAUAUACGAGCUGUACUAUUGGAAUGGCAUGGGACAGAUGAUCGACGACAACUGUAAGUUAUGCGUACCAUGCCAGGAGCGAUCCUCUAUUAGACCUAGGGAGUCGCUGUCAUACCAAAUACCCUUAAAAGGGUAUUGGGCGUGGUUUGUGCAAGUCGCGAAGUGCGACGUCGCCCACCUGACGGCGUGCGCGUGAGCGAAAGCAUAGGUUCUUGUCAGGAUGAGAGGAGCGCGUGGCGGCGUGGGGUAUUAACGGUGAGGCGCAACUGUGCGCU